Molecule: messenger RNA, 705 nt
Organism: Scomber japonicus (chub mackerel)
Lineage: Eukaryota; Metazoa; Chordata; Actinopteri; Scombriformes; Scombridae
Product: complement C1q tumor necrosis factor-related protein 3-like
Exons: 4
Coding region: 1-705 (234 amino acids)
Molecular function (GO): protein binding
Source: RefSeq, a predicted model, not a curated record
AUGGGGUUCUUGAUUGUGGAGCCAGGCUUUGGAGAGAUAGCUGACCUCGCUAUGAAUGAUUGGCUGAAAACACAAAUGGAGACAAUAAUGAACAUAGGGGACAAACUGAAAUAUGUCGAAAAAUAUCAGGAUGACAUUGAAGCACUGGAGGCCAGGCUUAAUGGGACUGUAGAGGAGCUGAAAGAACAGAAAGCUGAAGUGGACAGACUGAAGAAAGAGAAUGAAGACAUCCAAACAAGACUGAAUGCCACAGAGGAGGAGGUUGACAAGCUGAAACAGAGUGCUGGUAAUGCUGUUCUUAAGAUUGCGUUCUCUGCCUCUUUGUCAAAUUCUGGUGAGAUUUACAAUGGACCCAGCACAGAGAAGACCCUGAUUUUCAAAAAGGUCUUCUCGAACACUGGCAAUGGUUACAAUCAAGAUACAGGAAUCUUCACAGCACCAGUGAACGGUCUCUACUAUUUCAACUUCAACACCUAUGGCUACAACACUCAUGCCAUCGGGGCCCUUUUAAUGAAGAACGGCGCCCAUCAGAUUUCAACCUAUGACAACGUUUCAUCCGACGGCUCAGACAGUAGCAGUAAUGCUGCGGUUCUGAAGCUGGUCGCUGGUGAUAAGGUGUGGAUGCAGCUGUGGGAGAAUGGCAGAGUGUUUGAUAACCUUAAUGGACACACAACCUUCAGUGGUUUCCUCCUCUUCACUGUGUAG